AUCAUCUGUUUCAAAUUAUGGAGGCGUGUCACGUAAACACGACAGAAGAAGACAACCAUAGAACUUCAGUUUUUAUAUAAAGAGAAAAAUUACACAUUUCUCCAGUGGUCUGCGGGUUUUGCUUCUAGGAGCCCACAGGCACACACAUUGCAAUGCCCGCUGAAGCCCCCACGGUAACGGGCAUCUCGCCCAAAGAAGGUCCACCUGGCACCAGGGUCACUAUACGAGGGCAGCACUUUGGGAACAGCCCCCGCGACCUGAUGGGACUGACAAUUUGCGGCUGCAACUGUCUGCUCUCCGCUGAAUGGGUCUCUCCGAACAAGAUCAUCGCAAGGUCUGGCCCUGCCAAUUGCAAGGGUGACAUCAUCGUAAUGACCAGACAGGGCGGUAUCGGCGCCUCCACAGUGCAGUUCAGAGGCUACAUGGAAACGGUUGGACCAUUGAAAGAUAGCGCCGUGUGGGUCGAGGAGGAGAUCAGCAACUGGGGCCGCCGCGCAAUGUCCACCACUGCAAUGCAGCAACAGGACCCUCUGGGACUCUCGGUUGAAGACUCAUCUAAAUCGCUACCAGAUGACCAGAUGAAUCAGUACUUUCCUCAUCCAAGUAGCGAGUCUCUCUCAUCCGAAGAUUUUGUGCCCGCGCGAUUUCUGCUCAAGAACCACCAUGGCACAAGUUUUGAUGAUCUUAAAGCUGGACUUUCCCAUUUGCAGCGAAAGGUCGGCGCACACAAGGAAGGCCAGCUGUCAUUUCUUAAGGCCAAUGUGGGCGCUGUUAUGGACCAACUGGACACGUUAUGCGUGCUGCGGGACAAGUUUGAGCAAGACGCGCUGCAGGUGCGCAUGAUGCCAACCGUUCGUUUGGAGCAAAGCAUUGAAGAUUCACGGCGAGAGGCAGACAGACUCUUCAAGGAGGUGCUCAACCGCAGAGAGAAUGCGGACGCCACCAGAAACGCUUUGUCCGCAAUGCAGAGGAAUAAAUUCCUAUUCCUGCUUCCCACCAGCAUCGAGAAAAACAGCAUCAAAGGCGACUAUGAUUUGAUUGUAAACGACUACACGCGGGCCAAGUCGCUCUUUAGCGAUUCGGACAUUGAGAUUUUCAAGAGGGUGUUUGAGGAGGUGGACAAAAGGAUCGACUCGUUGAUUUCCAGACUGAAAACGCAGCUGACAACGAUGCCGUGCACCCUGGAGGACCAGAAAAAAUUGGCCAGGAACCUGGCCAGCUUGGAUGGUGACAACAAUCAUGCAUGGAACGCGAUCGAGGCGAGGUACAACUACCUGCUAGAGUCGCUCACUGCGCCGCAUGAAAAACCACUUGAAAUUUCCAACAAUGCUCUAAGCCCCUCUUCUAAACUGGGUGGUGGACAAAACUGGCAGGGAGAGUUACCGAGCAAAAUUCAAACCGUAGAGGAUUGUUUGGAAGUGUUUUCCUUCCAGUUUCCAGAGCUGUGGAAGCUCGGUCAGUCCUACUUCAGCGGAGAGCUGCAGGUGGAAGCCUCUUCAGGCCACAAUAAAUCUUUUAAAGACAUAAUUCUGAGGAGUAUUAAGAUGCUGUGCGAGAUCGUCAAGGAAAACCUUACUAUGCCUGCGAGCACCUUGACACCAAAGCACAAAAUUUCGAACAAGAACAGCACGGAUUUUGGGCCUUGGCUACCGCAGUGUCUCACUGAGGUGGUUUUCCUCUACAAAAGUCUAUGUGGACUAGAUUUGCCGUCUGACGCCUUAGCCCUGAUUAACAACCUCAUUCAAGACUUGAGAUUCCAUUGUUUGCUGGUGAUUAUGAAGCAGACGAGCGAGCAGGUGCGGAUGCUGUACAAACAGGAGACGUGGGUGCACGACCUGCCAAGCGCCACCCUCCCUGGAAAGCAAAGUGGUGGCUUGGUAACAGCACUUCCCUCGCUCUUUGAGAGCAAGGUCACGGACGCUGUCACGCUGCUGAAGGAGUCUAUUUUCGUCCACAUUCCCGGCGAGACAACUGUCAACCCCAUUUUGGCCAACCCCUCUGUACACUCGCAGUACGGCUCCCUUGCGCAGAGCAUUUUCCAGGGAUUUGUUCAGACCUUGGAGCACCUGUCAUCAAGCAAGGAAGUGAUGAGUGCGACGCCCAUGUUCCUGUCGCAGAUCCUGACGAGUUCGCUACCGCCAACAAGGCAGUCUGGCAACAGGAAGCUGCCCAGUGAGAAUCCGCAACUCAUAAUACUGAGCAAUUGUCUAUAUACAAGAGAUGUCGUGCUCCCUUCUGUGAUGAAAAGUCUUGCAUCCCUCACCGGAGACCAAGAAACGCCACCCCUUCUCCUGGCUCGUGAAACGGCGGUCAACUUGUUGAGUGAUUUGGAUAAGCAACUUUGCGAGAAGUACCUGGAAAGCAAGACCGACCCUCUGGUGGGCACUAUAGAGCCUUCGAUGUACAUUGGAGAGUUUGACUGGGCAAAGUUGCCAGAGAGAAGUGUCAUUGAAAGAGGCGACUUGCGGCCGUAUAUCAAAGAAAUCCUCGCCAAUCUGAUUUCAGUCAAUUGCGAGGUGCAGAACGUGUUGCCUAGUCAGUGCCGGCGGCUUCUGUCCUAUAUUGUAGAGAUGAUCGCCGAGGAGGUGUCUCGCCUCAUGACCUGCAUUCCCAACUUCAAUGACGAAGGCGUUUUGCAGGCCCACAUCGACCUCGCGUUCCUGAGAAAAACGCUGUCACCCUUCUGCACGCCAACGGCCAAGGCCUUUUUUAACGAAGCUUUGGAGGCAGUGCCGCCAGUGCAGAGAGCAGAGCAUAAGAAAGCCAUGGAGCACAUCUUCAUUGGAAUUGAGGCCAAAAUGAGACUGCAGUUGCUCUGUUUGAAACAGUGAAAAUAAUAUUAUUGAUUUGUUAUGCUGUAUAGAUAAUUAAUUAAAACCCAGUUAACCAGAAACUCGUGCCGUUGAUUUUUGUUUUGAAAUGAAACCCCAGUCUACAAUGGUAGCCAUCUUUAUUAGACAGUAUGUUUCGUUAUACAAUAUUAUAUAAUUAAAUAUUAUGCAUCACAAAUAAUCGUCAGUGAAGUUGCUACGUGGCUAAGUAGGCAAAGUGUUAUUAAAAGUGUGUACAACAUUAAAAUAAGUCGUCAAACUAUAUUCGAAACGUGAAUCGGUAUAAAUUUUUAUCCUUCUGAUAUACAAUUAAAAUAUUCUGAUAUAAAAGGAGAGAGGCGUGUAAAAUUAAACCAAGCACCGUGCGCGAGAGAGGACAAUCGAGUGACAUCUCGCCGAAUAUAAAGGAGAUUCUCACAGACU
This is a messenger RNA of Cloeon dipterum, 3254 nucleotides long. It is a transcript of the gene Sec5, whose product is annotated as secretory 5. The record is from RefSeq and is a predicted model, not a curated record. The coding region runs from base 153 to 2831 and encodes 892 amino acids. Gene Ontology annotation, biological process: exocytosis; Golgi to plasma membrane transport. The transcript is spliced from 17 exons. Gene Ontology annotation, cellular component: exocyst. Lineage: Eukaryota; Metazoa; Arthropoda; Insecta; Ephemeroptera; Baetidae.